CAACCCUUAAGUGAUGCGGAGCAGUUCUCGAAUUCUUGCUUCCCACGGAUUAACUUACACUUGUUGAUGGACGUUUCGAAGGAGCGCGGUGGACAAUGUCUCUAUGGAGAUAUCUUUCCAGCGACUCGAAUCGUUACUGUGAACAUACUUCGCUAAAUAAUGAAUUUAAUUUGAAGAUUCAUUGAUUUUUAUGAAUGUACGGAAUAUAUUUUUCGACUAUGAUUUUCGGAAUGCGUUGAAUUAUAUGAUAUUGGGUGUCUGCAUCUGAAUAUAGAAAUAAGAGAAAAAAUGUAUUUUUGAUUAAUUUUCUUCUGAUUUUCUAUUCAUCGACAACUGAAUAACUUUUGCAAAACACCGGGAGCUUUGAUAAAGUAUUCUACUUCAAGAUGGAACGUAAUAUACCAGACGUAAGGAAUAUUUUUGGAAAAUGUACAGUGGAACCAACUUCUAAACCUAAGCCAGAGCUGAGGUCUUAUGAUUACUCUCCACGUAGCCGCCGACGCUUUGAAGACUUUGAAAACUUCGAUGUCCGUCCUACAACGACACACAACACAAAUGCCAAUGAAACGAAAUCAAAUGUUUCUAACAGCAACAGGAGAAACAGUAGACAUCGGUCAACUCUUUCAGAUGAUCUCAUUGAACCAACGAAACACAGCAAGAAAGGAGAUGAUGCUGGUAAAAAAAGUUCCAAAGGCAAAGAUGCUUCCCAUUAUUCAAACAGAACUCUUACAGAACGUGAUAUUCGUCACUUGGAACGCACUUUAUCCAUGAAGAAAACAAUUCGGAAGCAAAUCAGCCGUAAUUUAGCACAAGCUUUCGUGGAUGAUCCAGAUUCUGUUCUGAAAGAGUUCAAUGUUCCAAUGACGAAGACAGUAGCACCCAAAGUGGUUCCAGACAAUAUGUUUACUUUAACCAGAGCUAAAGUCUCGAAGUCGGAGCAGAAUGUACUGGAUCUUCUAAAAGACAACGAACCAGAUUCUGGCCACUGCAGUGCAGACAAUCCUAACAGUUCAGAUGACGAUACUCAAGAUCAGGUAAAUCAGCUCCAUAUUGUUAAGCCUAAAGAAAAGACUUUCGCGACCAGCAGGGUUGUUCCUGAAAAUCCUAUAAGACCCGAUCAACCAUGCAAAGAAGAAGGCAAGUUCUCAUUUUGGAAAAUGUUUUCGAAUAAGCACAAAGGAAAGCGAUGACUAACAUGUGAAUGUCUUUUUGUAGUUCAAAAAUAUUUUUUUAGCAUAUCUGUUAGCAUCAGUGGUGCUUAUAAAGAAGAAAUUACUAAACAUCUGCGUUAUCUGUGAUAAUUUAGUUUAAGGGUUUUUAGUGGGUGUGAUUUUACAUAUAAUUUAUUUUGAUUGUAUUUUGGUACUCUUGUAUGACAAGACUCAUUUUCCAUGGAUUGAAAUAAAUAAGCUUUUGUUUGAA
This is a messenger RNA of Parasteatoda tepidariorum (common house spider), 1422 nucleotides long. RefSeq lists its product as uncharacterized. The record is from RefSeq and is a predicted model, not a curated record. NCBI's taxonomy places the organism in Eukaryota, Metazoa, Arthropoda, Arachnida, Araneae, Theridiidae.